ACGUGACAGCUAUUCUAACACUUUGCUCGCUUCCACCCAAAAACGUCGACCGGAAAAAGAUUUCCCUGUUGAACGCAAGGAACGCCUGUCAUAUUUGGAUCAUUCAUCGACCUCUCGAACACGAACAACAAAAAUCUCGUGGAAGGAGAAAGGAGAACGUAAAUCCCCGCAAAAUGCCCUAUAUUCUGAUAAGCACACGGAUCAGAUUGGAACUGGGUCCAACCCUAUGUGGAGACGAAUGGAGUGAUCCAGAACUCAUGGCUUUGCUGGAUGCUGAGCUCGUUCACCAGUUUGGAAAUAACUUCAAGGAAUAUUUAUCAAAACACCCACCCAGGGUUGUUUUGAACAAAUUGGGAAAAAUUGGAUACAAAGUGAUUUCUUCCACUGGAAUUGGACAGACCAUUGUUUGGACUUUAUUCAAGCCCGAUGAAGACCAAUAAGAUACAACAUGUCCAAUAUACCGCAAUCAAGCAAGAGACAAACUCUUUACUUUCCCUGGAAUAAUGUUUGCUUACCCAGUAAUGUCUGUUUGCUAUCUGUUAUUAGGCAUAGUGCACAGUGCCAGCACUUUAAUAGCUAAAAAAACAGGCCAAGCAAUGUUUCGCUGCUUAUUCACGAUAUUUUUAUCUUCUCAGAGUUGUUUUCUUAGUUUUGUUUAUUUAAAAAGCAAGUCUCUAUGUAGAAAUGAAUGUGUACUAUAAAAAAAUGAAAAUAAAA
Messenger RNA from Nematostella vectensis (starlet sea anemone), 717 nucleotides. RefSeq names its product GTP cyclohydrolase 1 feedback regulatory protein. Bases 174 to 440 code for a protein of 88 amino acids. The record is from RefSeq and is a predicted model, not a curated record. Gene Ontology annotation, molecular function: GTP cyclohydrolase binding. The transcript is spliced from 4 exons. NCBI's taxonomy places the organism in Eukaryota, Metazoa, Cnidaria, Anthozoa, Actiniaria, Edwardsiidae. Gene Ontology annotation, biological process: negative regulation of biosynthetic process. Gene Ontology annotation, cellular component: cytoplasm; nucleus.